Messenger RNA from Rosa chinensis, 2094 nucleotides. RefSeq names its product rop guanine nucleotide exchange factor 14. The record is from RefSeq and is a predicted model, not a curated record. Lineage: Eukaryota; Viridiplantae; Streptophyta; Magnoliopsida; Rosales; Rosaceae. The coding region runs from base 333 to 2018 and encodes 561 amino acids. Gene Ontology annotation, molecular function: guanyl-nucleotide exchange factor activity. The transcript is spliced from 9 exons.
UGACGUGCACGGCCUAAAACUGUAGAGGACUAGAGGAAGGGGAGCCUCUCUCAUCUUCCUCCUUUAAAACAACACCCAUUGCCAUUCCUCUUUCUAUCUCUGUCUAUUAAAUCCCACACCCCCCUUUAUUCUCUCAACCCCCAUUUCCACACACACAAAUUGCUUCUCUUUUUUAAGUCCUCCAGCAAUGGCAGCUCCAAACAAGAACUAGUCUGCCUUGAAUCCCACCAUUUGAAGGACCGUGCAGUGUCUCAGUCCUCAUUGCUUGAGAGCAUUCUGGUAAUCAUUUUUUGGACUAAUCAAUAAGAAAAAGAUCAGAAGGGAUAACAAGGAUGAAGAGAGGACUUGCUUGUUGCACCCGGGACAGGGAGAUUAGCAUCGACUUUGAUGAGCAAGAGAGAAUAAUGACAUACAAUGGCCUUGAAAAUUGCAUUCUGAAUGUACAAUCUUUUGAGAAUGAGAGCGGAACAAGUAGAGGAGAUGGGUUUGCAACUGACUCACUGGAUGAUGAUGCUUCCACCUGUUCUUCUGGCAAAGAUGCUUUUGGCUCAUUCUCUUCAAAAUGGUUGACAGUGAACAAAGAUGACCAUGGUCUGGAUGAAUGGGAGCACUUAGACAGUCCCAAGAAUUUCUAUGUCAAAGAAAAACCUGCUUACGCACUCCAGUAUACAGAUGUGGAGGCAAUGAAAGAAAAGUUUGCAAAGCUGCUAUUGGGUGAAGAUAUUACAGGAGGGUACAAUGGCCUCAGCACUGCUUUAGCAUUGUCAAAUGCCAUCACAAAUCUAGCAGCAACGGUUUUUGGAGAGCUGUGGAAACUGGAACCACUAUCUGAAGAGAGGAAAACAAAAUGGCAAAGAGAAAUGGACUGGUUGCUCUCCCCUACCAACUAUAUGGUUGAGCUGGUUCCUUCCAGGCAAAAUGGUGCUAAUGGCCGGACAUUAGAGAUUAUGACUCCGAAAGCUCGUGCAGACAUACACAUCAAUCUUCCAGCACUUAAGAAGUUGGACUCGAUGCUUAUUGAAACACUUGAUUCAAUGGUGGAUACUGAGUUUGGGUAUGUAGAAGGUGGUAGCAGGGCAGAAGGACGAAACAGAACUCCAGGUCAGAGCAAGAGAUGGUGGCUCCCAUCACCCCAGGUACCAGCUACUGGACUCUCUGAUACAGCAAAGAAUAAGUUACUUAAACAGGGUAAGGUGGUACAUCAAGUAUUCAAGGCUGCCAGAACCAUCAACGAAAGUGUUCUUCUUGAAAUGCCUGUGCCAACCAUUAUCAGGGAUGCACUACCCAAGUCAGGAAAAGCAAGCCUGGGUGAGGAACUGUACAAGGUCUUAACUGCAGAAUCAAGCUCAGCUGAGGAAAUGCUUAAUUCUCUCAAUCUAAAAUCCGAACAUAAUGCCCUCGAGGUCAUCAACAGGCUGGAAGCUGCUGUAUUUUCGUGGAAAGAAAGAAUUACAGAACAAGAAAGUGGUAGAUCCCCUGUUCGAACAUCAUGGUCCUUCAUUAAGGACCCAAUGUCUGAGAUUGAUAAGAUGGAGUCCCUAUCGGAUCGAGCAGAAAGACUAGUACAGCGGCUCAAGAACAGAUACCACAACCUUCCCCGAACUUUUCUUGACGUCACAAAAAUCCAAUAUGGCAAGGAUGUUGGGCAUUCAAUCUUGGAAGCAUAUUCUCGAGUCCUUGGAAAUUUGGCUUUCAGCAUACUGUCUAGAAUAGGUGAUAUACUGCAAGAAGAUGCUCUGAACACUCCCAGUUCAUUUUCAGUAUCAUCUUACUUCCCAGGGAUUAAUUUUACUAAUAACUUAGAAACUUCAGUGCUUGGCCAAAACAUAAGAUACUCAUUCCUUGAUCGAAGCAGUGGGGAUCACCGUAAUUCUGACUCUACUUCAUCUAAUAUUGAUUUAGAGUUUUCGUACAGUGUGACUAAAGGAAGUCCUGUAACAGCAACACCAAGUCGGGCUAGGGUUUGGUGCAUUGGUAGAGAGGCUUGUAUCAGUGUUUCCCCUACAAAUUCCCCUUGAUGACAACUUUGGUCUGAAGGAACUCUUAUUGUAAAUGAGUAUCAUAUAUUUAAUGCAAUACAAAUCCGUUCUACUC